Messenger RNA from Cladophialophora carrionii CBS 160.54, 1050 nucleotides. RefSeq lists its product as uncharacterized. Gene Ontology annotation, cellular component: nuclear exosome (RNase complex); cytoplasmic exosome (RNase complex). The record is from RefSeq and is a predicted model, not a curated record. Gene Ontology annotation, molecular function: RNA binding. The transcript is spliced from 2 exons. Lineage: Eukaryota; Fungi; Ascomycota; Eurotiomycetes; Chaetothyriales; Herpotrichiellaceae. Bases 1 to 1050 code for a protein of 349 amino acids. Gene Ontology annotation, biological process: nuclear polyadenylation-dependent rRNA catabolic process; CUT catabolic process; U4 snRNA 3'-end processing.
AUGGGCUUAGCCGUGCUGCCGCCAGAUUCCGAAGACGAAAAUGUACCCGUCCAGGUCUCAGACGUCGAAGAAGACAGCGAUGCGUCCAUGCAAGACGCCGAUGAAGGGCGACCGUCGAAGCGCCGCCGACUGGCCUCCUCUUCUCGCCAGAUUGCGCUGCCGGGAGAAGUAAUCACCGAUGAUACGCAAUGGAUGAGAGGACACGGGACGUAUAUGACCGAAGGGUCGCCCACGAUGAUCGCAACCCUCGCGGGACCCCUCAAAAAGACAAACAAGCUGCUAUCCGUUGCGCCGCUGCGUGCACGAUAUACGCCCGAGAUCGGAGACCUGGUGGUUGGGCGCAUCGUGGAGGUGCAGAAGAAUCAAUGGAAGGUUGAUGUGGCCGCGCCCUUGCUGGCUCUACUCCCGCUCUCGUCGAUCAAUUUGCCUGGCGGAGUUUUGAGGCGACGGACAACGGCAGACGAGUUGCAGAUUCGCAACUACUUCCAGGAGGGCGACCUCUUGGUCGCCGAAGUGCAGCAGUUGAGAAGCAGCGACGGCACAGCCAAUUUGCAUACUCGGAGUCUAAAAUAUGGCAAGCUUCGGAACGGUACAUUUCUGGCAGUGUCUGGAACUGGUGGCGGGGGCGGUGUCGUUCGAAGUCGGAGACAAGUUUUCACCAUCAACAGUGGGGCUCAGGGUGGUGGCGAUGUGGAUGUGAUACUUGGAGUCAACGGCUACAUCUGGCUGAGCAAACAUGUCGAGCAAGCGCAGGAUCAAAGCAGAAUGAGUGGCGGUGUCAGUAUUUCUAAUCUCGACGACGUUGUCAGCAGUGCCAUCUACUCGAGCCAGAACGAUGAUAUUGGGGAGGGCACCAGAAGAGAGAUCGCGCGAAUAUCGGAAUGUAUUAAAGUGCUCGCUGAGGAGGGGGUGCGGGUCGACGAGGACAGCGUCAUCAAAGCGUACGAAGCCGCUGUUGACGCUGAAAUGGGGGUGAUGGAGCAAGACGGCGUUCCUACCAGCUUCAGCGAUGAAGUCAGGAGAAGGAUUGUUGACGCUGCUCUUCAUUAG